AUGUCUUCUCCUCUUUACAAAAAGGCUCUCAUUAUCGGUGCCACCUCUGGAAUUGGCGAGGCUCUAGCCAUCAAACUGGUCGCCAACGGCAGCAAAGUAGUGCUCGUUGGCCGACGACAAGAGCGACUCGAUAACCUCGUCAAAAAACUCGGAUCAGACAAGAGCUCAGCGGUGCCCUUCGACAUUACAAAGCUACAGGACAUCUCUGCCUUUGCGUCCAAAGUUACCUCGGAACAUUCCGAUAUCGAUGCCAUCAUUCUGAACUCUGGAAUCCAACGAUCGUUCGAUUUCGCCAAACCAGAGACUGUUGAUCUCAAUACCGUGCAGGAGGAAUUGACGACAAAUUAUACCAGUAUUAUACAUCUUACAAUGGCGUUCCUGCCAUUUCUACAGGCCCAGAAGACGACUACGCACCUUAUUUAUAUCAGUGCCACGUUGGGCAUCAUCCCGACCUUGAUCCGCACGGGAGGAUAUAAUGCUUCCAAGGCUGCGUUGCACCAUUGGCUGCUCGUCUUCCGCGAACAGCUCAAGCAACAACCAGAUAAUCAAGUCAAGGUAGUCGAAGUCUUCCCACCCGCAGUGCAGACAGAACUACAUGAUGAACGUCACCAGCCGGAUCUCAAAGAUGGCGGCAAAAUUGGUAUGCCGUUGCAGGCAUUCAUCGACCAGACAUAUGAGGAAUUGCUCAAGGGUGAUGAUCAGUUUGGUAUUGGGAUGGCCAAGGGAACUAUUGAUGGAUGGGAGAAGGAGCGGGUGAAUCUUUUCCAUCAACAAGUUCCGGUUGUGACCAAUGCCUUGAGCCAGUUCCUGAAGAAAUAG
This is a messenger RNA of Talaromyces amestolkiae, 819 nucleotides long. RefSeq lists its product as uncharacterized. Lineage: Eukaryota; Fungi; Ascomycota; Eurotiomycetes; Eurotiales; Trichocomaceae. The transcript has a single exon. The record is from RefSeq and is a predicted model, not a curated record. Bases 1 to 819 code for a protein of 272 amino acids.